AUGUACGGGCCUGGUCUUUCCCAUCUACAUGCAAACAGAGUCAUUCAUCGUGAUAUCAAAGGACAAAAUGUUCUUCUCACUGAUAACGCUGAGGUCAAAUUGGUGGACUUUGGGGUAAGUGCUCAGCUUGACAAAACCUUCGGUAAACGGAACACCUUCAUCGGGACUCCGUACUGGAUGGCUCCUGAAGUAAUUAACUGUGAACAAAACUCGAGCUGCACUUAUGAUGCUCGGUCCGACCUCUGGUCUCUUGGAAUUACUGCAAUCGAAAUGGCUGAGGGUCGACCCCCAUUGUGCGAGAUGCAUCCAAUGCGGGCCCUUUUCCUCAUCACAAGAAACCCUCCUCCUCGUCUUAAGCACGGUCCUCGCGGGGGUGGUGCUGGUGGAAUAGGUGGACGUGGUGGUGGGGGUGGAGGAGGUCGAAACGGUCAACCCUGGGUCCAGUGGUCUGAGAGGUUCGACGACUUUGUCAAUAAGUGCCUUACAAAAGACUUUAUUCGAAGGCCUAAUACUCUAGAGCUGUUGAAGCACGAGUUCAUCGCUGGUUUGCCCAACGAGCGCCUCGUCAGGAUUCAGCUACAGGAACACAUCGACGUGCACAAGCGUAACCGUCGGGGUAAAUCUAGUUUAUCUUGUUUUAUCGCCUAUAUGCACGCCAUGUCAUGUAUGCUCGUAUCCGUCACUAUGGUUUUAAACGAUGUCAUCACAUGGAUGUUUUAA
Protopolystoma xenopodis is the source of this 720-nucleotide messenger RNA. Lineage: Eukaryota; Metazoa; Platyhelminthes; Monogenea; Polystomatidea; Polystomatidae. The record is from the annotation of a GenBank genome assembly.